Molecule: messenger RNA, 357 nt
Organism: Anisakis simplex (herring worm)
Lineage: Eukaryota; Metazoa; Nematoda; Chromadorea; Rhabditida; Anisakidae
Source: the annotation of a GenBank genome assembly
AUGGAUAAUUUGAGAGGAUUCGACACGCGUGGUACGCAGUAUUCGGGUGCACGAUUAGCAUGGGAAUCGGUAGCGUGGCCGUUGCAGCAAGGCAACCGAGUGCCGAUCGAAAACGACGAGCAGGCGGCCACUCGACUGAUACCUGCUUCACAGCAACCCGAAUCACUUCUUGCCACCACCGGAAAGGCAUCAGCUGGUGCUGCUGCUGCUGCUGGAAGGGCGCAAAUACCGUGCUAUGGUAGUCCAAUUCCAGCAAGUUCGUUUUUUUUUGAAUUAUUGGUACCAUAUUUAGCAAAUUGGAGCAAAAUGCAAGCAGCACAAAGAUUUUACAGAAUAUAUAGUAUGGAUCGACAUUAG